Molecule: messenger RNA, 651 nt
Organism: Racocetra persica
Lineage: Eukaryota; Fungi; Glomeromycota; Glomeromycetes; Diversisporales; Gigasporaceae
Source: the annotation of a GenBank genome assembly
AUGUGUCAAGAUAAAGGAUGUAUAUAUCAAGAUAAAGAAGAUAAAUCUCGAGACAAAUCAGACUGGGGCCGAUCAAGUUCUCGAGACAGACAAAUUCAAAGCAGUUUAGAACCUCAUGACAAUUCAAGACCAAGUUGCUUACAAUUUCAAGAUCGAUCAAGCAGAAAUAAUUUGCCAAUUCGAGAUAAUUCAAGACUAAGUCACUCACAAUUUCAAGAUCGAUCAAGAAGUAGUAGUUCGCCAGUACGAGAUAAUUCAAAUCGAAAUGAUUCACUAGCAGUUUCAAGUUCUCCAACUAUUAGACAUAAAUACUUAUUUAUUUCUGACCUUUCUCACGAUCUUCGAGUUGCUAUUAGGGUAAGCCAAUAUUUGUUUCCGGUUUCAGAAGCUAUUGUACGUGAAAUGAUUUAUGUUCAUCAUAAAGAUCAGUGCAAGGAAUACAAGGUUAAACAGCAACCACUUAUGUGCCAGGAAAAACGUAUCAAAGAGAAAUAUCAGAAUGGCAGAAGAAAUUAUCUGAUUAAAGAUAUGUCUGUAUACUAUUCACCUGAAGUUUCAGAAACUGAAGAAGAGAAUCUUUCCAAUAGUAGAAAGAUUGUUACAAAAGAUUUGGAAUGGUGCUCAACUACCAUAAGAUUAAUGAUAACUAUU